Molecule: messenger RNA, 1747 nt
Organism: Pseudoliparis swirei
Lineage: Eukaryota; Metazoa; Chordata; Actinopteri; Perciformes; Liparidae
Exons: 3
Coding region: 615-1331 (238 amino acids)
Source: RefSeq, a predicted model, not a curated record
GUCUGUGUUGGAUGGGUACCCUAGAACUCGCAGGAAUACAGGACUGGUACCUCUGUAGUAUCCUUAAGAGAGGCAGCGGCCCCCGAGGGCCACCAGUAUGUACGAUUCCCGUCAACAUGCUGGAGCCUUGUGUCCGGGUUGAGCUGGCGGGACUCGGGUGGAGUUGGCCGAACUUCACGUUGAUCCACAUCUCCGGUGGAUGACGAAUCUCAAAAAACGUGCACGGGUUCUUAUUUUCUCCUCCUCCCCCUUUAAGGUGGUGGAGGAGUCUGAGUCGCUUGCUCCUUGACCCCGAGCCAAUGAGCGGUUCAAUUGUGUUUAGAUUAGAAUAGAAUAAAAUAGAAUAUAGAAUAGAUAGGUAGGUAUUCCUUUAUUAGUCCCACAGUGGGGAAAUUUCAAAAUCCCAAAAGUUUAGAAUGAAUUAUUUUGUAUGUGUUGCAUCUUCAAAUUCACUCUGAUUCUUCUUUCAGUUUUGUAAAUCACGCUUUGGUGGGUCAAAGUCGGCCUCACUAAAGCCACAUUUAGUGGCUAGAAGGACCCCCAGCCCUUCUCCUCCUCCUCCUUUCAUAUCCUCUGUGAGGACCCCCAGCCCUGCUCCUCCUUCAUCCCCUGGUAUGUCCUCUGUGAGGACACCCAGCAGCCCUACUGGGAACUAUGGUAUUGCAGAAGAUGCUGGUGAGCCUGGAGGAGUUCAGCUAGCCGCUGCUGGGGCUGCAGCUUCAUUCUGGUUGCCGUCGGAGAUGAGAAAGACCCUCCCUGUGCAGGACCAGAGGUGGAUUGCCAACACCCUCUUUCCCUCCGGCAAACUGCGGACAGAUUUGAAGCUGUGGUAUGAGCCCCCUGGCCCGGCCCUCAUCUACCAUCAGACUCCAACACCCGACCGCUUUUUCACACACCCGCUGAUGGUGUGGAUUCCCGACCGCCUGUGGAAGGUGACGGUGUUCUGCCCAGAUUGUGGGAAGCAGCUGACGGGCUCCGGUGUCCACAAGAGGUCUAGGAAGGUCCUGGACAUCGACAGGUAUCACCUGAUGGUGUCAGAGACACUCAAGUGCACUGUGUGCUCCACACAACACCUGUGGACGAGUCAGACUGUCCGGAACCAGCUGGACCUGCCACACCAACAGUUGUUUCGACUGAUCCUGACCCAAAAGUAUGCUUGUGAUAUCCGUGUCAUUCGGCUGCUUCGGGACCGGACUCUUGGCAACAGUCCAGCACGGCUGGCAAAGCAGCUCAAGGAGAACCAUGGGGAGGAAUGGCUGAACCGGUUAGCACACUAUGCUGGGGAGUGUGCUGACUUUGUGGAGCGGCCCAGUCUCCUUCCAGUGGUCUGAACAGUGUCCUGACGGUGCAGGAGGGGCCGGGACUGGACGUGAUGGUCUCCGGAGUGUCUGUGUUGGAUGGGUACCCUAGAACUCGCAGGAAUACAGGACUGGUGCCUCUGUAGUAUCCUUAAGAUGCAUGUUGUGUUCUUUUGGGGUGUCCCUCUGGACCAAGCUUCCCAAAGGGAUCAGGCACGUGUUUUACUCCGGUUGGGUCAAGAUGACCUUUUUCCAGAACCAGCUCGUCUUUCAUGUGAAGUUUAUGACGCAGUCAUCCUUCCUUCUGUUAAAUGCCCAAUCUCUAGAAAACAUCUGUUACACAACCAGAUGUUCCCAACAUAACAAGUUACAUAACUGGUUUUCUGAUGGCUAACUGUAAGGAGUUCAACAUAUGUUAUAUGAUAAUUUUCUCCAACAUAAUCUUUAUG